Molecule: messenger RNA, 4521 nt
Organism: Gopherus flavomarginatus (Mexican gopher tortoise)
Lineage: Eukaryota; Metazoa; Chordata; Testudines; Testudinidae
Product: POU domain, class 5, transcription factor 3-like
Exons: 5
Coding region: 1-1257 (418 amino acids)
Biological process (GO): regulation of transcription by RNA polymerase II
Molecular function (GO): RNA polymerase II cis-regulatory region sequence-specific DNA binding; DNA-binding transcription factor activity, RNA polymerase II-specific
Source: RefSeq, a predicted model, not a curated record
AUGUUCAGCCAGGAGGGGCUGCCCGCCCCCGCCUUCAGCCUGGGGCCCACGGGCCUGCAAGAGGUGAGCGGCCCGUUCGGCAAAGGCAGCUACAGCAUCGCCCCCCCGCCGCCCUUCUUCCCCUUCCCGGCGGUGAAAGCGGAGUACGAGCCCCCCGAGCUGGCGGCGGGGGAGCCCGGCCAGGCCAAGACCUGGUGCCCUUUCCAGGGCCCGGAGCCCGGCCCUCAGCCGGGCAUGGCCGGGGGGCCCCAGGGCCCCCAGCUCCUGGAGAGCGGGCAGGCCCCGAAGGAAGAGCCCGGCCCGGAGAGGGGGCGCAGAGAAGGGUCCCCAGAAGCCAAAUGCGCCCUUCUGCCCGCGGGCGCCUACUACGCCCAGCCCUGGAACAACCCUUUCUGGCCCGCCCUGGCUGGGCACAGCGCGGCGGCGGCCCGCGGGCCCCUGCCCGGCCAGACCUUCCCCGGGGCCCGUCACAUCUACCCCAGCGACCCGCACCAGCCCCCCAGCGGCCUCUCCAGCCUGGGCAGCAGCGGCAGCUCCAGCGGGGCGGCGAGCGAGGGAGGCCACUCCAGCGAGAGCGGGGACGAGGACACCACUCCCACCUCGGAGGAGCUGGAGCAGUUUGCCAAAGACCUCAAGCACAAGCGCAUCACCCUGGGGUUCACCCAGGCUGACGUGGGGAUGGCUCUGGGGACUCUGUAUGGGAAGAUGUUUAGCCAGACGACAAUCUGCCGCUUCGAAGCCCUCCAGCUGAGCUUCAAGAACAUGUGCAAGCUGAAGCCGCUGCUGCAGCGCUGGCUCAACGAGGUAGAGAACAGCGACAGCCUGCAAGAGCUGUGCAAUGCAGAGCAAGUGCUGGCCCAGGCCCGGAAGAGAAAGCGCAGGACUAGCAUCGAGAACAACGUCAAGGGCACGCUAGAGAGCUUCUUCCGCAACUGCGUGAAGCCGAGCCCCCAGCAGAUCUCGCAGAUCGCCGAGGAUCUCAACCUGGACAAAGACGUGGUGCGAGUCUGGUUCUGCAACCGGCGUCAAAAGGGCAAGCGGCUGCUGCUGCCCUUCGGCGAUGAGAACGAGGGAGCCAUGUACGACAUGAACCUGGCCCUGGCACACCCAGCCCUGCCCGCCGCAGUGAGCUCCCAAGCCUAUGCCCCGGCCCCCCUAACCUCGCCCCCUCCCAUCUACAUGCCGGCUUUCCACAAGGGCGAGAUCUUCCCUCAAGCUUUGCAGCCGGCGGUCUCCAUGGGGAACAGUGGCAACUGAAUCUGGGGGCCAGGGGCUCCCUGGGAGCUGGACGGAGGUGGCUCGGCAGUGCUGCUUGGCUGGCUCCUCGGAGAGAAAAGCGCCCCAAAGAUCCUGCCGCUGCUCCCCAGACGCCUGACUCGGGGUGGGGGUGGGUGGAGGUGUUCACUGUAUUUGUUUGUUUGCUUUCUGGUGUGAGGGGGAGGGGCAGCAAACCAGGCAGAGGGAGAGGGUGGUGAGUCGCCAUCCUUCCCACUGAUCUGAAUCACUCCUGCUGCAAGGAGCCUGCUCCCCCAUCCUCGAGUUGAUCUACCUAUCCUGCCCCUCCUCCCUGGGGGCAGGGCCUUGUCACUCAUUUGCAAACGAUGUUUUAUCUAUUGUUAGUUUGGAGAAGGAAAAAAAAAAGAAGCCCUUUUUAGCGAUUUCUAGUUUUUAAAUGAUCCCGUCUCUGUCUCUCUGUUGCACGCAACUGGGCUGUACGAGCCCUGGGUGCCGUCACUCCCAUGGCCUCUUAGUCCCAGGCAGCCGUAAACUUGGGAGUUUCCAAGGAGCCGAGGAGAGUUAGAGUGCCCAUUGUGUGCCAGUGAGAGUUGGGCCCUUGCAUCUCCUUGGCAAAUGCCAGCCUGUAGCUCAGCCUUGCUCCCUGGGCCCGUAGACACACCUUUAACGGUCCCAGCUCUGUCUCAAUCAGUUGGCAUUUUCCAAGGAGAAUAUGUUUCACUGAACAAUGCCAGAUGCAUGUGUACUUAAUGUGCCUUCCCCGCCUGCCUCUAGAGCGCAAAUGCUUCAGCUACCUUGUCUUCUACCAACCCUGCCCCUUCAGGAGCCCCAGCCUUGACACGCGUCCAUAGGGCACAGGAGGCUCUUCAGUUACCCUUGAGAAGCCCUGGUGGAUGGGUUACCCUGCUGGAGACCUGCUCAGGCCUGUAACAGCUCAGGGUCCCCUGUGUUUCCAAACUGCUGGUGAGAGUAGCCUCCUAUGGCCCCCAAAGUCUCAACUUCGCACUUCAGGGCUUUGACUCUCUGCCUGGCAGCUUUUAUUGUUGACUCCCUGCACACUGCUCGCUCGGAGAAGCGGUGUCAUGGGUGGAAAGAGAAAGAAGUGCUUCUCCCAGCCCUGGCUCUGUAAGGCUGUGAUUCCACCCACACGCCAGCAGAGUGACCUACCAUGCACAUCGGAGCUCCCCCAGCAGAACUGCAGCCUGGUAAGAGUGGCUCAGCGAGAAAACAUUGCACAUUGUAACAAGAACAAACCAUUUUUGAGAGCCUCUUAUUUUGUUCCCGGCACUGCAUGUUUUGUAGAGCCGCACAGAUCCUCCUUUCCAUAGCGCACUCUUGGAGCGCAGCAUGAAUGUGUGCUGGGGUCGAAUGGGCAUGAGAAAGAGGGUGGGACUCUGCAAGCUCCACCCUCAACCAAUCUCCACUCGCCUCAGAUGCCAGAAUGGAGCUCCCUGCUCUGACGAUGCACCGAUGUUCUGGCUAUGACCAUGUAUGUUCUGUGGGCUGGACAGGGUUCAAAUAUGCUGGUGGGCUCCUCCGCUUAGCUCUCCCUUUGGGUUCCCAUGCCUUGCCGGGCAGCUUGGGCUUCAUUGCCUCUUGGCUGGCAAUAAAUAUAAGCAGUCAAGAACAUAAGAAUGGUCAUACUGGGACAGACCAACAGUCCAUCUAGCCCAGUAUCCUGGCUUCCGACACUGGCCAAUGCCAUGAUGCUUCACAGGGAAUGAAUAGAAAAGGGCAAUUAUCAAAUGAUCCAUCCCACCAUCCAGUCCCAACAUCUGGCAGUCAAAACCUUAGGGACACUGAGAGCAUAAGUUGCAUCUCUGACUUUCUUGGCUAAUAGCCAUUGAUGGACCUAUCCUCCAUCAACUUAUGUAGUUGUUUUUUGGAACCCUGUUAUAGUCUUGGUCUUCGCAACAUCCCCCGGCAAUGAGGUCCACAGGUUGACUCUGCGUUGUGUGAAGAAAUACUUCCUUUUGCUUGUUUUAAACCUGAUGACCCCUGGUACUUGUGUUAUGUGACUUCCUUGUUCUCUUUCUCCACACCAUGAAUUUUUAUAGGCCUCUAUCAUAUCCCCCCUUAAUCGUCUCUUUUCCAAGCUGAAUAGUCCCAGUUUCAUUAAUCUCUCUUCAUCGGGAAGCUGCUCCAUACGGUGCUCAAUCAUUUUUGCCCUUCUCUGUACCUUUUCCAUUUCUAACGUAUCUUUUUUGUGAUGGGGUAACCAGAACUCCCCACAGUAUUCAAGGUGUGACUGUACUAUGGAUUUAGAUAGAGGCAAUAUGAUAUUUACUGUCGACUUAUCUAGCCCUUUCCUAGUAAUUCCCAACACUCUGUUUGCUUUUUGAUGGCUGCUGCACAUUGAGUGGGUGUUUUCAGAGAACUAUCCACAAAGACUCCAAGAUCUCUCUCUUGAGUGGUAACAGCCAAUUUAGAUCCCAUAAUUUUGUAUGUACAGGUGGGAUUAUGUUUACUAUGUGCAUUACUUUGCAUAUAUUAACAGUGAAUUUCAUAUGCCAUUUUGUUGCCCAGUCACCCAGUUUUGUGAGAUCCUUUUGUAAUUCUUUGUAGUCUGUUUGGACUUAUCUUGAGUAAUUUUGUAUCCUCUGCAGACUACGACACCUCACUGUUUACCCCUUUUUCCAGAUAAUUUCUGAAUAUGUUGAACAGCGCUGGUCCCAUGCAGAUCCUUGGGGGAUCCUGCUAUUUACUUAUUUCCACUGUGAAAACUGAUGAUUUCUUGCAACCCUUUGUUUCCUGUCUUUUAACCAGUUACUGACCCAUGAAAUCCCCAUAAUUGCCAGGAUCACCUCCGGAACCCUUUUGAAAAAUUGUCAUCAUAUUAAGUGUCCUUCAGCCAUCUGGCCUAGAGGCUGAUUUAAGUGAUAGGUUACAGACCACAGUUAGUAGUUCUGCAAUUUCAUAUUUGAGUUGCUUCAGAACUCUCGGGUGAAUCUCACCUGGCCCUUGUGAGUGGUGACUUUUAUUAUUUAUCAACCUGGGUUCCAAACCACUUCCAUUGAGACCUCAGUGUGGGACAUACCCACCCCAUGCCUGUCACCUGAGGGUGCAGUGGGACUCGGGUCUCAACAUUUCAAAGUAGCGUCCAUCUCCCCACCCCCUCACUGGGCUACUCUGUCAGCAUGUCGCCUCUGGGGAGAGGGGGGGACUCACCCCGGGGAAGAACAUUGGGGAUGAUGCCCAUUUGAUCUCCUCACUCACUUUGACCUCUCCCUCUUCUCACCUUUUAUUAAAACGCUGGAUAGAAAAUUAAGUUCCUGGGACACCUGG